Manis pentadactyla (Chinese pangolin) is the source of this 4697-nucleotide messenger RNA. It is a transcript of the gene TSPAN32, whose product is annotated as tetraspanin 32. The transcript is spliced from 10 exons. Bases 525 to 1601 code for a protein of 358 amino acids. Gene Ontology annotation, cellular component: membrane. NCBI's taxonomy places the organism in Eukaryota, Metazoa, Chordata, Mammalia, Pholidota, Manidae. The record is from RefSeq and is a predicted model, not a curated record.
GAGGCGAGGACAGGCGGCUGCCAUGGAGCCCUGGAGCCGAGUCAGGGUGGCCAAAUGCCAGAUGCUGGUCACCAGCUUCUUCAUCUUGGUAUCAGGCAGGCAGGGUGGGAGCCGGGUGGCAGGGGCACGUUACCGGGCCUCCAGUCCUGUGGUCCCCCCAGCCCACAGCAGCCUUGCGGUCUCCGUACUGCCCUGGGGACAUGAGCCUGGGGCCCUUGGUGGUGGACUACUGGCAGGGCGACUGUUCGGGCAGGAUGCCUCCGUGGGCAGUGUCUGUCCUCUGCCAGGCAGGGCAGGGCCUGCAGGAGGCCUGAGGACCUUGGGUGGCUGGUGAAUUGGAGUUGGAGGGCACACUGUCCCAGCUACUGGGCCUCUCUGUGGCCACCACGGCUGCCCUCACCUACUUUGGGGCCCACUUUGCGGUCAUCUACCACGCAUCCUCCGAGCGGACCCCUCCUGAGGCCACACACCUUGGGGCCUUCUACGUGAGCAUCACACUGGCCGGGCUCCUGACUCUGGGGGCCAUGCUGAGUGCCACAGCCACUGUGAGGGAGGCCACAGGCCUCAUGGCCGCGGGCUUCCUGUGCUUCGCCCUGGUGUUCUGCGUCCUGGUGCAAGUGGCCUUCUGGAGAUUCCACAACCCCACCCAGAUGGAGGAUGCCGUGCUGGACGUCUAUGACCUGGUGUAUGACCAGGCGGUGAGGAGCUCGCCCGGCGUCAGGCAGCAAGAGCUGGCGGCCAUCCAGGACACGUUCCUGUGCUGUGGGAAGCCUGCCCCCUCCAGCCUCCCCGGGAACACGGUGGACACCCUGUGCCAAGGAGAGGUGGCCGAGAGACAGGACUGCCUGCAGAGCAUCAGGAGCCUCCUGAGGACCCACGGGAGCAUCACCUCCACCCUGACCGGCCUUGGCCUGGCCUCCACGGUGUAUGCGAUGCUGCUCAGCUCCUUUCUCUGGUUCGCCAUCCGCUCGGGCUGCAGUUUGGACCGCAGAGGCACAUACACCCUGAGCCCACGAGCCCAUGACUGCCAGCCGCAGGAGCCCAGUGUGUUCAGACGCUGCCAGGCAGGGCCCGCUCCUCAUCACCCUGUGGAAUCAGACGUGCCUCACCGCAGUCUGGGUUCAAGCAGACGCCCGGGUGGCCCUCGGCUGCUGCAGGACAGCAGACACUCUGUUUCAGCCACCCGCCCACCCUCAGAGGCCAAGUUGGCCGGGCCGGCUGUCAGCUCCCUGAGACCACCUGCAUUUCUUCCCAUGCGUGCCCCCACCCUGCAGUCGACAGGGGGCACAUGGCAUCUUCCCAGUGUUCCAGCUUUUUCUCUGACGUCCCCUCCCGCUGCCCAGAGGACGCUGCCUUCAGAGGCUCACGUGGCCAGUGGCGGCCCGGGACCUCCCCGUCUUAGGGCAAGUCUUCCUGCGCUUGCAGUGAUGUUCUGUUCAGGGGGUUCAGGGACUAAGGGAGGACCCUGGGCAUGCAUUUUAGAGACUCUGCCACAGCUCCUCCUGCUGGAUAGCAAACCCUCUCUGAUGACCUUGCUAACUGCCCCUGAGGGUUUGCAUCCUUUGGUCAAAAUCCAAAGUCCUGGGUGGAGCAACGACUGACCCGGCACAGCUGAUGGGAGAGGGGAGUGUGGGGGCCCUUUUCCCUUCCAUUGAGCCACCCCCACCAAGACCAGCAAAGGCGGUGGUCCUCCAAAAUAAGACGACUGUGUGACAGGCAGCCCCAAAAAUAGCGGAGCAGAGACCCUGCCUGCCCACCCCAUCACACACACUUCUCACACUCAGACUUCCGGGGUGCCCCCACCUAAUACAGAACAAACAGCUCUCCUGCUGAAGGUCCUCAUUCCUAGAGGGAGACACCCCAGCGUCUCAUGGGCCCACCGAGGGGGACCAUCCAGGUUUCUGGGGAUGUCCACCCUCCCCUGGCAGUAACUAUUCCACAGCUUACAAAGCGAACUGUAAAGGCCAGCAAUGUGUCCUGUGCACAGCGAUGGUGGAAAGAAAAGGAAAUUUUGUUCAUUUCUGCAAAAGUGUGUAGAUGUGGUGACAAAAGACAUUUCACCUGAAGCUAUGGGCUCUUCCUUCCACUGUCAAGGGGCCGUGACCCAUAUUCACCGCUUGCCCCCUCCGCGGCCAGUCCCUGUUCUGUCCACUGCUCCAAGCCCUCUUCCUGGCAGGUGACCCCACACUUCAUUUCCGAGGCUGCUGAGGAGCACAGGUCCUCACCCUUGCUGCUGUGGUCUCCCGCCAACCUUCAUUACCAGACGUGGCAGGAGGAGGAAAGGCCUAGGGAAGCCCUAUCCCUGCCACACCCCUAUCUCCUGGAUGGGACCACCCUGCCAUCACCAUGGCCCCCAUAGCCUCAACCCGUGGCAUGGGUGCCCCAGUGGGCCAGGCGGCACCCACCGCUUUCAACUCAAGGACAUUAAAAUUUUGUUCUCUGGCCAAAGCACAAAGCAUUCCCUUUUUGGAGACUACUCUCCAAACCAGGAGUGUGGAGGACUGACAGGGCUGAGAGGCAAACCUUUGUGAAGGGCUCCUGAGCUCUGAUCACCACAGUGCUGCCUCCCUCCCACCCUGAGGCACCCUGAUUUGGGGGAAGUGGCAUGGCUGACAAGCUAGAAGCCAUAUUCUGUGGGACACCACUACAGUCUCGUACCACUGUUUCCAGCCGGAGUCCUACAUGGCGUCCAAGAAGGCCAGGCCACCAUGCUGCAGGGUACCCCCUGGUCCAGUGGACUUGGUACGGCGGGCAGCCCUCCCACGUCAGUGGGCCCCACCCGAUCCGCUGAGGGCCCGAGGAGAGCAUAAGGCAGGGGAAGGGGGAACUCGGCCAUUUCCAGCCUCACCCCUUGAGCGGGGACACCUCAGCUCACCUUCUCCGGCCUCAGACUGGGACUCACACCCCCGGUCCUCCUGGUCUCCAGCCUGCAGUGCCGUCGUGGGGCUUCUGGCCUCCAUGACCGCAGAAGCCGGGUCCUCAGGAUAAGCCUCCUUUCACAGAGAGGCAGGUAAAUAGAUGAUGGAUGGAUGGAUGGAUGGAUGGAUGGAUGGAUGGAUGGAUGGAUGGAUGGAGAUGGAUGGAUGGAUGGAUGGAUGGACGGACAGACAGACAGAUGGAUGGAGAUGAUAGACACUUACCCUACUGGCUCUGUUUCCCUGGAGAACCCUAGUGAAUACAGGGUCCGAAGUCAGGGCACCUGCUCCCAGGGCGCAGGCUGGUCUCCUGUGAAGCAAGGUGCCACUGUGCAGUGCAGAGCCGGCUGCCCCUGCGCCAGGCCAGGCUCCUGGCUGUAGGGAUGUUGGGUGAGCCUCGGCAGCUGGGCUGUGGUGGCCGCCCUCCUCCCCCAUGUCUGCUUUGCACAGGCCAGUGGCAGCUUGGGAGGGGGUGGGGAAGAGGCUGCUUGUCUACCACAGGGUUCCAAGAACCUUACAAGGGUCCAGACACCCAACCUCACUGGGCAGUGGAGAGCCACCUGGUUACCUGGCCCAGUGGACAAAUGACACCCACCUCAGGAUGGGCAAUUCAGGGCACCUGAUGCUGCAGGGACAAGGGUCAGUCUCUACCUGAGCCCAGCGAGAAGCCAAAUGCUGAGUCUCAAAGAGAGGAGAGGUCCCAGCUGGAAAGGGCACAGCUGAGCCCCACGCAUGGGACCGACACUGAGAUUCUGCCAUAGCUCCCUCGGCACCCAGUCUUCCAAGACAGGUAGGAUGGUGGGGAGCCCAGGUCACAAUGGCCAAGCGGUGGGGCCUGUCUGCAGCGAGGCCUGGAGGCAGGGGCACCUUUGCUUACACUGCAUCCCUGUCAAGGCUGCACCCCCUUGGGCCACCUGGAUAUAGGUAGGAGAGAAGCAGACACCCAAAGGCAGCCCAUGCUUCCUUCACAUGGCAUUGUACAGGUGACCAAAAUGCACCCAUCCUCCGCCAGGGAGGGGAUAUGCCCAUGUCCGUCACACUGCAGAGCACGAGCCGAUAGCUUCACGGGGCUUCCUGCUCACUGUCUGCCAUGUGUGGUUUUUACCAAAGCAGCCCACCUCUUCCUCAUUCUCGGCUUCCAUCACCAGCACAUCCUGUGGGAUGGACAAGGGGCCAGGGUCCCUGUGGACUCGGUAAUGGCUGAGAGCCACAAUGCUUAUGCGUUCCCCACGCCACACUGCUGUCCCUCCCAGGGAGCAGCAAACUGCAUGCUGGGAUGGGCUAAAAGCGGGCAUUCCCUGGCACACUGCCUCUUGCCAGGUGCCAAUGCAUGUACCGAUCAUUUUCUCCAGUGAAGAGUAUCUGAGACUAUGGCUGUGACUCUGUCACCUCCCCACACCCACCAGAAAUCAAGAUCCCCUUUGAAUGGACACAGCUCACAGGCUGAACACCUGAUCCCCGGGCACCUCCAGGGAGGGACUGCCGAGUCACAGGCACGUACACGCCCGCCCUCACCGGAGAGCACCAGGGUGUGUCCCCAGUGCUUGCUCUCCUCGGUAGCUUCACCAGCAGUCUGGCUGUGACAUAUCUUGUCCACAAAUUUAAGCCUGUCACCAAUCUGGAAGGUGUGAAAUGGUAUCACAUUAUAUAAUGUCCACCCCUGGCUUAUUAACCAGGUUUUCAUAUGUUCACUGGCCAUUUCUGUUUCCUGUUCUGCGAAAUGCCUUUUGUAUCUUUUACCCAUUUUUAUAUUGGAUCUUAUGUCUCUUACUGAUUUAUGGG